AAAUUCAAAUGUACGCACGCUUCCACUGCUCUCAUAUAUGGCGCACUUAUGAUUUCCAUACAAAUAUAUUUGGUAUUGGCUCUAAUCUAUAGUGGUAUGAGGAAUAUUUUUGGUUCAAGUCGUGCAUAAGUGGGAAAUAGAUUAAAGAAAAUGGUGGUGGAACUGAAGCCACUGACUUCAGUCGCGUACUAGUUGAUCACAAAAUAAGAUUUGCCUUGGCCGGCUACUUAUAGACGCAGAGGUCCGUUCAUGGGACAUACCACUAAUUAUCAAAUAAUGGAGAGGCUACUCAUGAUGACCAUAGCAAUAUGCUACCUCUGUGGUUGUAUAGUUGAACUCUCUGGUGAAGCUGUUGAGUCGCCUCAGUACACAGUGGUGCUUUCAGAAUCGGAUUUUGAGGUCAGGCUCUAUAGAGAAUCCGCAUGGAUGUCAGCUCAAGUCCGAGAAACAACUUCAUUCGAAAAAGCCACUAAAGAUGGCUUUCACAGGUUGUAUCAGUACAUUCAUGGUGACAACCUGAACUCGUCUCAGAUUACCAUCACGGCUCCGGUGUUAACAAGCAUUGUGCCAUCUGUUCAUGGACCUGAGUACUAUGUAAGGUUGUAUCUGCCUGCCAAAUUCGAAAGAACACCACCGCAGCCUUUCACUGAACUGAACUUGCAGUUAGAUAAGCGGAGAAGCCACUGCAUAGCAGUCAGAAAGUUUCCAGGGUUCGCUAAGGAUGAUGACAUUAAUGAAGAACUUGAAACUCUUAUGAGCAGCCUAAAAAAACACUUGAGUGGAAAACCAGGAAUCCUGAAAGAAAAGAAUGCUUAUGCAGUCGCUCAGUACAAUGCUUCGUAUCACCUUUCUGGGCGCUUGAAUGAAGUUUGGAUGGAUCUUUCGGGGUUUACUAUCAACUGCUGAGGAAUGCAUAAUGGUAAAAUAACGUCCUAGAGUUACGG
Messenger RNA from Argentina anserina (silverweed cinquefoil), 944 nucleotides. RefSeq lists its product as uncharacterized. The transcript is spliced from 2 exons. The record is from RefSeq and is a predicted model, not a curated record. NCBI's taxonomy places the organism in Eukaryota, Viridiplantae, Streptophyta, Magnoliopsida, Rosales, Rosaceae. The coding region runs from base 250 to 906 and encodes 218 amino acids.